Messenger RNA from Pediculus humanus corporis (human body louse), 1188 nucleotides. RefSeq names its product tripsin, putative. Gene Ontology annotation, biological process: proteolysis. Lineage: Eukaryota; Metazoa; Arthropoda; Insecta; Psocodea; Pediculidae. Bases 1 to 1188 code for a protein of 395 amino acids. The transcript has 6 exons. The record is from RefSeq and is a predicted model, not a curated record. Gene Ontology annotation, molecular function: serine-type endopeptidase activity.
AUGGAACCAUUGACGACGUUUUCUCCUGUUAAUUCAUCUGAUUUUUUAACUAGAUCCUUUUCGCAUUAUCCAACUGUAAUCCUACCCCAAUACGAAUUUGAAACUUUUGAUAAGAAUUCAGAUGAUGUAAGCUUUCCAUCACCUAAUAAAGUAACAACAAAAAUUGUUAAUAAUGGUGGUGGGUAUUCACCAUCCCAUGAAUCUUCAAAUAUUCAUGGUGUUAGUGAAGGAUUAACCGGAUGCGAUUGCAUACCUUUAAGUCAUUGCAAUGCCAAACCUACUUAUGGUGGUAUAACAACAAGAAUUGUAACAAAGCCUCCACCAGAAACAAUUUGUGCUUAUGGAUUGAUUUAUUGUUGUGCUGUCAUACCAACACAUAGUAAAACAGGAUGUGGAGUUUCCAGUCCAUAUACAGGAGUCACAAUUUCAGAAGGACAAGCAUAUCCAGGUCAAUAUCCAUGGUCAGCAAUAGUUCUCACCAAUAGUAAUCACUAUGUUGGUGGAGGAGUUCUUAUAAGUUCAAAUCACAUACUGACAGUUGCUCACAGAGUUGUGAAAUAUGAGCAUGGUGAGAAUCUUAAAGUCCGUUUAGGUGAAUGGGAUCUCUCUGAAAGGCACGAACCUUUUGAAUAUUUGGACGUCCAUGUGUCUAAAGUCGUUAAUCAUCCACAUUUUGAUCCGCAUUCCCUGAAAAAUGAUAUUUCAAUAAUAACAUUGGCAACAACUGUACCCAUCCUAACCAAACCUUAUACACAUGUCAAUACUAUUUGCUUACCUCCUCCAUCAAUGAUAUUUUAUGGAUCAAGAUGUAAAACAGCUGGUUGGGGAAAAGAUCAAUUUCAUGGUAAUUAUCAAACCAUUAUAAAAGAAGUUGAAGUUCCAGUUUUGUCAAGUUAUGAUUGUCAAUCAAAAUUAAGAAAGACAAAGCUGGGUAAUUCAUUUACACUUGAUAGUGAUAGCUUUAUAUGUGCUGGAGGGGAAGCUGGAAAAGAUGCUUGCACGGGAGAUGGAGGUAACGCUUUGGCAUGUAUGAUUAACGGAAAAUACUAUUUGACUGGUUUAACGGCUGGAGGAAUAGAAUGUGGAAAUGAGAAUGUUCCAGGCCUUUACGUUAACGUUGUUAAUUACAUAGGUUGGAUUCAUGUCACAAUUAAAGAAUCCGAACAUAUAGAUCCAAGAACUCGUUAA